UCUCUCAUUUUCAUCUCUCUCUCUCUCUCUCUCUCUCUCUCUUUCCUUUUUGUGUGUUCGUGCAGCCAUGUCUACUACUGCUAUUAUGCCCAUGGAUUCAGACCUCGUACCUGCAAAGAAAGGAAGGAGUAAAAGAGCAGCGAAGCCCAAAAACUCAUCGGAAAAUGACGCCAAUAUCAACAUCUCCCAUGCUCCUUCACCAUCAGCAGUGUGUGACGCCACUACUGUUGCUGAGAUGCAGGUGGACACUGACUCUGUUCCUUCCAAGAAAGGAAGGAACCGAAGGGCCUUGAAGCCGAAGAACGCAACGGCAAAUGAGGCCAACAUCUUAGCGGGAAAGAUCUCUCAAGCUUCUCCUUCCCCCUUACCACCGCUCCAAGAUGCUGAGAAGGAGAAUCAUGAAACCCUUUCCCUGCCUCGCUCGCCCAAGAAAACCAAAGCUGCUUCAAAGAAGAAAGAGUCCAAGAUGUCUUUCGAGAAAGAGUUGGAAGAACUGCAAGGGAAACUUGAACAGAUGCGCCUUGAAAAGGAGAAGACUGAACAACUCCUAAAGGCUCGAGAUGACAUGUUGAAGCAAAAACAAGAAGAACUGGAAAAUCGUGGCAAGGAGCAGGAGAAACUCCAACUGGAGCUGAAGAAGUUGCAGAAGCUAAAAGAGUUCAAGCCAACCAUGAGUUUUCCCAUUGUUGUUCAAUCUCUGAGAGAAAAGGAAGAGAACAAGAAAAAAAAGAACGCAUGCCCGGAAAAGAAAAGGCCGUCUCCAGCUUAUGUCUUGUGGUGCAAGGACCAGUGGAAUGAGGCCAAGAAAAAUAACCCAGACGCGGAUUUCAAAGAGAUCUCGAACAUAUUGGGCGCUAAAUGGAAGAACCUCAGCUCAGAAGAGAAAAAGCCCUACGAGGAACGGUACCAGGCUGACAAGGAAGCUUAUCUACAGAUAAUCGGUAAGGAGAAGCGCGAGAAUGAAGCAAUGAAGCUUCUCGAGGAUGAACAGAAACAGAAAACGGCAAUGGAGUUGCUCGAGCAAUAUCUUCAGUUCAAACAGGAGUUGGAUAAAGAGAACAACAAAGCAAAGAAAGAACGCGAUCCACUGAAGCCCAAAAAGCCUCUCUCAGCCUUCUUCAUUUUCUCAAAGGAGCGAAGGGAAACUCUGCUCGCAGAGAACACCAACAUUCUGGAGAUUGCGAAGAUUGCUGGAGAGGAGUGGAAGAACAUGACGGAAGAACAGCGAGGACCUUAUGAAAAGAUUGCAAAGGAGCAGAAGGAAGAAUAUCUGCGACAAAUGGAGCUUUACAAACAGAGGAAGGAGGAGGAAGCUGAAGCUCUUAAACAGGAAGAGGAGGAGCAGAUGAAAAUUCAGAAACAUGAGGCACUGCAGCUACUGAAGAAGAAAGAGAAAACAGAAAAUUUGAUCAAGAAAACAAAAGAAAACCGACAGAAGAAAAAGAAACAAAAAGAAGAACAGAAUGGGGACCCCAACAAGCCAAAGAAACCAGCUUCGUCAUUCCUUCUCUUCAGCAAAGAAGCGAGGAAGAAUUUGUUACAGGAAAGACCGGGCAUUAACAAUUCUACCCUUAAUGCUCUGAUUUCAGUGAAAUGGAAGGAAUUUAGUGAAGCUGAUAAACAGAUAUGGAAUGCUAAAGCAGCAGAGGCCAUGGAGGCUUACAAAAAGGAACUGGAAGAAUACAACAAAUCUAGAGCAGCAACCAUUGAUUCAGAGCCACAAAAAUGAAAGCCCAUAGGAGUUUCUCAUCAUGUUCAAGUGAUUACACGUUGAACAAGUAGUCUGCUUUUGAUUUGUUUUGGUUGUUUUUGAGAAAAAAGCAAUUUUCUUUUGAAUCCAUGUACUUGGGAUUAUUCCAAGAGCUUACGUUUCAUCUUUGAAACUGGUUCCUGGUUAAUAGAAAUACUGGGAUUUCAAAUUGAAAAAUAUUCCUACUUC
This is a messenger RNA of Nelumbo nucifera (sacred lotus), 1939 nucleotides long. RefSeq names its product high mobility group B protein 6-like. The record is from RefSeq and is a predicted model, not a curated record. Gene Ontology annotation, molecular function: DNA binding. NCBI's taxonomy places the organism in Eukaryota, Viridiplantae, Streptophyta, Magnoliopsida, Proteales, Nelumbonaceae.